AUGAGCAUAUCACGGGCCAUUGGGGUCAUUAGUGGCCUCAAUGAAUGUGUCAAUUUGUUUCAGUGGGCUGGAUCUUCUAUUUCGUAUCUGCGCUCCCGGUGGUCUGGAACACAGGAGGAAAGUAUCCAUCAUGAAGUAUUGCAUUUGCAGAGUGGCUUACAACGUCUUAGGGAUACUCUUCCGGCAAUGUACAGUCUUAUUGACCAAGCAGAGUGGAGGAUCCAUGAAGGCCGUGUCGCGGAGCUCCUUCCCAACCUCAAAGAUGCAGUGAAUGAUGCUGAUGAUCUUCUUGGUGAGUUCAGAUGGCAUGAGCUAAAGAUGGAGGUAGAGGGCAAUGCAAGUCAUUCUGCUUUUAUUGACUUCUACAAGACUACCGUACAAGGCAGCUUCAACAAAGUGAAUGAUAUCCAAGAAAGGUUGAAUAGUAUUUCUGGUCAGCUAGAGAAAAUGGGGCUGUAUGGAGUGACACCAGGGUUCGACAAAUCAGUCAGGCCAGACACUACCCCUUUCCCGAAUGAAAAAAAAAUAUUUGGUCGUGACAAGGAUCUGAAGGAGGUGAUGGGAUUUCUCGGUGUACCUCAAACUCAAAGUAAAGGAAUGACCUGUUCAAAACGCAAGAGAGCAAGUAGCGCAGUCAAUGCAUCAACAAGCACAUCAGCACGGAACCAAGUUAAUGAAUCAAGAAUACCAGCUAUUCCUGUUUUGCCAAUAGUUGGAAUGGGGGGCGUUGGAAAGACCACUUUGGCUCAACAUAUAUGCAAUCAUCAACAGGUGAAAGAUUACUUUGAGUUAAUAAUCUGGAUUUGUGCAGAUGACUUUGAUGUGAAGAGAUUAAUUAAAGAUGCCAUACAAUCCGCUUCCGGAAAAAAGACAAAACUUGAUCAUUUAGCUUCUCUUCAACAUGCUCUUUCUGACAGUGUGAGCAAUAAACGGUUCUUGAUUGUUGUUGAUGACGUGUGGGAUGAUGCCUUGAAGGAAAAUGAGCAGCGUUGGAAAGACUUUUAUGAUUCUUUGACAAACGUGGUACAGGGAAGUAUGAUGUUGGUCACAACAAGAUUUCCAGAUGUUGCUGAUAGAGUGCACACAAUGGAGCCCAUUCCAUUAGCUGGUUUGAAGGAGGAUGUGUUUUGGGAUUUCUUCAAACUUUGUGCAUUUGGGUCUGAGAGUUCCGAGAAUGAUCCCGAGUUAGAGAGGAUUGGAAAAAGCAUAGUUCCAAAGUUGAAGGGUUCUCCUUUGGCCGCCAAAACUCUUGGACGCCUAUUAGGAAAGAACCUUCAUACAACACAUUGGAAUAAUAUACUAGAGAAUGAACUCUGGAAUUUGGAACAAGAGAGGACUGAUAUUUUGCCAGCCCUUCGAUUGAGCUACAUAUAUUUGCCAUUUCACUUGAAGAGAUGCUUCUCAUUCUGUGCUGUAUACGCCAAAGAUCACAGAUUUGAAAAGGGCCGUCUAGCUGAAAUUUGGGUAGCAGAAGGCUUUGUGGAACCUCAAGGUAAUACUCCACUUGAAGAUAUUGGCCAUCAGUACUUUGACGACCUUGUAAAUAGGUCCUUCUUUCAACAAGUUCGUGGUACAUACGUAAUCCAUGACUUGCUGCAUGACAUGGCAAAACUAGUGUCAGGUCAUGACUGCUUCACCAUAAGAAAUAUGAGGGACAUCCAAAUGGUUCCCGAGAAUGUUCGUCAUCUGUACAUACUCCCAAGCAGAGAAUUGAGCUCUUCCAACUUGUUGAGCCUAAGCAAGCGCACAAAAAAGCUGCGUACGCUAAUUUGUGACAAGUCUUUUGGGAAUGAAGCUGCAGCUAUAAUGGACCGUUGGUGUAGUGAGCUUCAGUGUUUACGUGUGAUUUUUUGGGCCUCUUCAAAUGAGUUGCCAGACAGUAUUGCCAACUUGAAGCAUCUUCGGUAUCUUGACAUCUCCAAGGAUUGUCCUUUCAAGAGUUCUUCAGCAUUCUGUUCCCUCUAUAAUCUGCAGAGGUUAUAUGUGGAGGAGUGCAACUUAGAAAGUUUGGCCGGUGACUUCAGUAAGUUGAUAAGUUUACGGGGAUUUAAAUCACGGGGAUUUCAAUAUUAUGCAGGGCGUGAACAGAGCAUUGAUGCAACCAAUCAGUGCGAAAUGAAGUUAUAUAAGAAUUUUAACCAAUUCGAUGGACAUAUGGACAUAUCGAAUCUUGGUUCUAUGAGCAAGGAUCAUGCAGCAGAAUUCAAACUAAAGGAUAAGAAAUAUCUUCGCAGACUGGCACUGAACUGGUCUUGGGAUUGUUCUCCUGAGAACCGUGAGAGAGAAGUGCUUCAAGUCCUACAACCUACCACCAGUCUCAAAUCUCUUUUCCUCUUUAAUUAUCCAGAUGUGUCGCUCCCAAACUGGUUUCAGCCACGUAUAAACUUAAAUGAGAUUCCUGAUGUGCUAGUUGACAACAAUAAUGACGAGAUUAGUACUUUGUCGUCCCUGGAAGAGCUAUCCAUUUCUUGGUGUCAAAAUCUACGAAGUGUCGAACAACUUCUGCGUCCAGCUUAUGUGCCUGCCAUCAAGAAAUUAAGGAUUUUUGCUUGCAACCAGUUAGUAUCAUUACCAACUGAAACGUUUGGGGAUUUUAAUUCCCUUGAGAAGUUAGACCUGGAUUGUCCAAAUAUCUGCUCAAGAAGUUUGGUGGCGCACUCCCUCUUGAAGUUGAAACUGGGAAGUUCUCGGAAUCUCACAGACAAUAUCCAGUGCUGCUCCCUCACCGAGUUUUAUUUAUCAUGUGACUAUGUCAUGGGCAUCCAACCCCAAACGUGGAAUCUUCCAGCUCUACAAAAGUUGCAUGUUAAAAAUUGCAGAUCUCUUACAAUUGUUGGACAAGGACGACCACCCAUUAGGGCAUUCGAAUCCCUUACAUUGCUAAUCAUUGACAAUUGUGAGAACCUGAAAACCAUUGAUGGUCUCCUAACGGAACAAUGUUUGCCUGCCAUUCGAAAGAUUGAUGUCAGGAAUUGUGGCAAGUUACUGUUGAUUUUUGGUGAAACGCCUGGGAGUCUUCCUUCCCUGGGAGAUCUGUUGCUUUAUGAUUGCCCUACUCUCAGAUGGCCAAGGGAAUUAGUGUUACCAUCAUCCUUAAAAAGGCUCCACUUAGUUCGAUGUGGGGAUAUCUCUUCCUGGUAUUCAAACUGCCUACAAAACUUCAAAUCUCUGGUUGAACUGGUUUUGGUUGGAUGUCCAAGUAUAACAUCCAUUCCACUCGGAGUCUGCAGAAAUAAUCUCACAUCACUUGAUGAGUUGUAUAUCUCGGGCUGUCCAGACCUUGUGUCAAUUGGUGGAGCAAAGGCAGUUGCAAAAUUAAAGUAUGUGCGCAUUAAUGAUUGUCCAAAGAUGGAGGGUCUUAAGCAGCCUCUGAUUCGAGGCCGCUCAAACACAGAUAUGUUGUCCCUUAGACUUCAAUCUUCUCAUAAAUUUCCGACCUGUUUGUGA
Molecule: messenger RNA, 3447 nt
Organism: Triticum turgidum subsp. durum (durum wheat)
Lineage: Eukaryota; Viridiplantae; Streptophyta; Magnoliopsida; Poales; Poaceae
Source: the annotation of a GenBank genome assembly